Pyrus x bretschneideri (Chinese white pear) is the source of this 1125-nucleotide messenger RNA. RefSeq names its product protein CREG1-like. The transcript has 6 exons. NCBI's taxonomy places the organism in Eukaryota, Viridiplantae, Streptophyta, Magnoliopsida, Rosales, Rosaceae. The record is from RefSeq and is a predicted model, not a curated record. The coding region runs from base 135 to 857 and encodes 240 amino acids.
ACCGGCGGUUAUAUCCGCUACACCCGCUUGCAGAGGAUACACCUCCCUGUGUGGCGAGCCCUCACAACUGGUAGUUGGGGGAUCGGUCAGCCCGUAAGAUUACGGGUAUAAAUUGCACAUGCCCGUACAGUAUUAUGCUCAUCUCCUUCUUUCCAUCUCUCUGCACAAAGACCACAACAAAAAACCGACAGAGUCCGAUGACGACGACGACGACGACGAUGAUCAAAGGUCUUGUUCACUUCGUGUUCGCAGUCUACUUGGUUUCUCUACCGUCGGGUAUCCAACUGCCUGUGGAUGGGCGGGUUCUCUUGCUGAAAAAACCCGACCCGGAAAAUGCUGCCGCCACUGCUCGUUGGUUGGUCGCUCAGAAUUCCUGGGGCGUCUUGAAUACUAUCUCAAGUGAAUUGGGAGGAGCACCCUUCGGGAAUGUGGUUUCAUUUAGCGAUGGAGAACCUGGAAACGGCCGUGGUAUCCCUUACUUCUACUUGACAACUCUUGAUCCGACUGCAAGAAACGCACUGAAUGAUCCAAGAGCUUCGUUGACAAUUAGUGAGCAUCCUAUUGGAACCUGCGGCAAGAGAGACCCAGAGAAUCCCACUUGUGCAAAGCUUACACUUAACGGGAAGCUGAAGCUUGCGGAUCCCAAAGAAACAGAAUUUGCUAUAAGUGCCUUGUUCACAAAGCAUCCGGAGAUGAAGGACUGGCCCAAGGGUCACAACUUCCAGUUCUUCAAAUUGGACAUCGAGAAUAUCUUUCUGAUCGAUUGGUUUGGCGGUCCAAAACCUCUCACAGUCGAUCAGUACCUUCAUCUCAAAACGACAGAGAACGCCUUGAUUCGAGGAUUACUCGUGAUCUAACUGUAAUUCCUCUUGUAUGUUUAUGAGCUGGAUGGAUCUGCAUUCAAAUUGUGCAUAAUAACUCUGUUGUAAAUCACAGGAGACAAUUGUAAUUAUAUAUAAUCAUCCAUGUAAGUUCUGUAAAUCGUUCACGCAAUUGCGCAUAAUUUGUCUGUACAAGGAACUGUAUUUUUCUUUCUGCUUUCUGUGGUUUAAGCUUAAAAUGCAACUCGCUCUUUGUAAUGAUGAUUUGUGGUUGAUUUAAAACGAGUAGUCCGGAUUUCUCGAA